Molecule: messenger RNA, 1099 nt
Organism: Ruditapes philippinarum (Manila clam)
Lineage: Eukaryota; Metazoa; Mollusca; Bivalvia; Venerida; Veneridae
Exons: 10
Coding region: 148-951 (267 amino acids)
Source: RefSeq, a predicted model, not a curated record
UUAUUUUUCAUUUACAAAUUUUUACAAUGUGACGAUGUGCCAUUACCGAACCUGUGCCUGGAAGUUGCAGAAUGUGGCCCACAUGAGGUGUGUGCUGUUCGGCGAUAUACGACGACCUCCGGAAACUACCGAUAUCAACAGUCAUGUAUGGACAUAUUGAAAUGUAGUUCCGUGUCACCCAAUCUUGGAACCAAUACAACUUGCAGUGAAUGUUGUAGUGGAGAUCUAUGUAACGCGGGUGGCUGCGGGGCACCAGGUUUUGAUCCAAUAUUGGGGCCCAUAUGCUACGCGUGUAAUCUUCAGAUUGGAGCCGGAAGUUGCAGCAAGAUUCAACAGUGUGGCAGAGAUCAGGAAUGUUCAAUUCGUCCAGUUUACAGACUUGGAGGACCAGAUGAUCUAUUUGAAACAAAAUGCACAGGGAAAAACGUUUGCGAUACUGCUUCAAAAGCAGUACCGUCAACGCUUGUGGGUCGUAAACGAUCUAAUUGUGCGUUUUGCUGCAAUUCAACUUUAUGUAACAACUUUGACAACCGUGCAUGUGCAAAUUUUUUAACACCAUCAACAUUUGCAACUCCAACAAUGUUAGCUAAUACACCAACCACCACAGUGAGGACAUCAUCAAGUGCCACGAUAACAGUAUCUGCAACAUCUGAAGGUUGUGAGGACAAGGUAGUCUGUCAUACAAUAGCCUGUUUAUAUUCAGUUAUUGACUUCUUGACCAAAAACUGCCGAAAAACAUGUGGACUUUGCGGUGGAACAGCAAAAUUGACCAGUUUGAAUCCAGUGACCAUCCAAGCUUCUUCUACAGACAACGGAGUCACUACGCAUACACACAGCAUAUUUUGCAAGGAUAUUGCCAUUGGAUGUAACUUCAUGCCUGCUUUUUGUACGCUCGAUGAAUAUAAGUCUUGGGCUUUAGUAAAUUGUAGAAGGACAUGCAAUUAUUGUUAAACUAGUUUGUGUCCGUGAUUGCGUCUCAAAACUAUUUAUGUCUGUUUUGAUCUACAAAUGAAACUGACCCAUAUUUUCAUUGUUUGUUUACUGACUUUUUAUAGGUCAAUAGAACUAUAAAUGGAAGAAAAUAAAUAUUAGUUACCUU